Messenger RNA from Corvus hawaiiensis (hawaiian crow), 1964 nucleotides. RefSeq names its product zinc finger protein 436-like. Lineage: Eukaryota; Metazoa; Chordata; Aves; Passeriformes; Corvidae. Gene Ontology annotation, molecular function: RNA polymerase II cis-regulatory region sequence-specific DNA binding; DNA-binding transcription factor activity, RNA polymerase II-specific. Gene Ontology annotation, biological process: regulation of transcription by RNA polymerase II. The record is from RefSeq and is a predicted model, not a curated record. The transcript has a single exon. The coding region runs from base 46 to 972 and encodes 308 amino acids.
UCCCCACGGCAGAACCUGGUGGAAGAGGCCAUUUUGAGCAGCUCCAUGGCGAAGGAAUCCAACAGGGAGGAAAAGCCCUGGAGAUCCCACAGGAGGAAGGGCUGCAAAUGCAGCCCAGGGAGCUCUGAGGAGGAAAGACCCACCCUGUGCCGGGAAGGUGGCCGGAGAUCCAGCCAGAGCUCAAACCUGGUGGUCCAUGAGCAGCUUCAAACUGGGGAGAAACGCUACAAGUGCUUGGAAUGUGGGAAGAGCUUCAGCCGCAGCUCCCACCUGAUUUGCCACCAGAUGAUCCACACUGGGGAAUGGCCCUACGAAUGUGGGGAGUGUGGGAAGGGCUUCAGCCAGAGCUCUGAACUUCUCCGCCAUCAGAUGAUCCACACUGGGGAACGGCCCUAUGAGUGUGGGGAGUGUGGGAAGAGCUUCAGCCGGAGCUCAACCCUGAUCCGCCACCAGAAGAUCCACACUGGGAAGAGUCUCUACCAGUGUGGGAAAUGUGGGCAGAACUUCAGACAGAGCUCUGAGCUGAUCCUCCACCAGAGGAUCCACACUGGGGGGACGCCCUACGAGUGUCCCAAGUGUGGGAAGAGGUUUCAGACAAGCCACAGGCUCCUCAAGCACCAGAGGAUUCACACAGAGGAGAGGCCCUUCCGCUGCCCUGACUGCGGGAAUGGCUUCAAUUCUAACUCCACCCUCAUCACCCACCGGCGCAUCCACACUGGGGAGAGGCCCUACGAGUGUCCCGAGUGUGAGAAGAGGUUUCAGACCAGCUCCAGUCUCCUCCUGCACCAGCGUAUCCACACGGAUGAGAGGCCCUUCCGCUGCCCUGACUGUGGGAAGGGCUUCAAGCACAACUCCCACCUCAUCACCCACCGGCGCAUCCACACCGGGGAGAGGCCCUACGAAUGUUCUGAGUGUGGGAAGAGCUUCACCCAGAGCUCAGCCUUGACCAGACACCAACAGAGGCACCGGUAAGUGAAGCCCUGCAAGUGCCCCGACUGCGGAAGAGCUUCGUGCACUGCUCCAACUUCAUCCCCCACUGAAGGACCCACAUUCCCUGUGUCCUUGUUGGGAAGAUACCUGGCUGGUUGUCUCCAUAUCCUUCUGGAUCCCCAUAGGCACCAGGGAAGACGAUGUCUGGGAGGAUUUGGGGGUUCUGAGGGGAGAUGGAAGAGUUUUCUCCAUCACUUUGCACUCCAGAAGAUGAGAGGUCUCAAUCUGUCACCUCACAACCACUGAAUCUCAGUGGAAAAUGUUCAGUUCCCACUCCAAAUGGCUCAGUCACAUUCCAAAAGUACUUGACCCUACAGCCCCCUCAAAAUCCCCAGGAGGGGCUGGAUGGGCAUUCAGAGGGUCUGGACGGAGUGGGAGGUACGUUGUGGAGGGGUGGGCAAUGGGAGGGGGGCAGGGGUUUGGAAUGAAGAGCUGAAGGCUGGGGAUGAUGAGGCCGGGGGAAUCUCCUUUCUGGGUAUCCCCCACAUCUGAGGGCAUUUGGUUUAUCCCCAGUUCCUGAGGGGUUUUUUGGGUACCCCCCGAUCCUGAGGAGGGGAUACAGGGAGACAAGGGAUGACACGUGGCUCUGGCACUUGGAGUGGGCACCACAGGGAGGGACAUGGGGAGCCCAUUUUGGGGAAGAUCCUGAUGCUUUCUGCCAAUUUUGGGGGCUAGAAAUGGCUUUUGGAGUUUUUCUGCUAAUUCAGGAAGCUGAGGUGACACCCCCUCCUCAUUUUCUGAUGGUGAGGAGAUGCCGUUUUGGAGAGCAUCCUGCUGCUUUCCCCCAACCUGGGGCAGGGAUAUAAAUGGCUUGUGGGCCCCGUGCCUCAUUUUGGGGGUUGGGGUGACCCCACGGUUCCACCGGUGUCUGAGGGAGGGUUAUAACUCUCAGUUUUGGUGGUUAUAAGCAGCUUGUGGGGGUCCCACGUUUGAGGGAGGCCCCCAGCCCCCACCCCAAAGCAGCCUUUGGCCAG